This is a messenger RNA of Selaginella moellendorffii, 3847 nucleotides long. RefSeq names its product pentatricopeptide repeat-containing protein At4g39530. The record is from RefSeq and is a predicted model, not a curated record. The transcript has a single exon. Bases 24 to 3830 code for a protein of 1268 amino acids. Lineage: Eukaryota; Viridiplantae; Streptophyta; Lycopodiopsida; Selaginellales; Selaginellaceae. Gene Ontology annotation, biological process: RNA modification. Gene Ontology annotation, molecular function: protein binding; RNA binding.
CUGGGGUAAAUGCUCUUCGUUUGAUGCGCUUUGGAAUUAGCAAGGGUUUGCUGAGGAUCACACGCCUUUUCUUCCACUCUUUCGCAGUUAAUCCUCAAUCGCAGCACGAUCUCCACUCAUGGAGCCGGAAUCUCGUCCUCUGGACCAGCGCCAUCGCUUCUUGCAACUGCAAUGGCGAUCCAGGCAAGGCGCUGGCGAUAUUUCGGCGAAUGCUGCUCCAUGGAUUGCUGCCGGACAACGUCUCCUUCAUCACAGCGCUCAAAUCGUGCGUCCGGAUCCAAAGUCUCGCCGCAGGGAAGUUCAUCCAUCUCCUGGUGAUCGAAUCGGGGCUCCUGACACAGAUCUCCGUGGGGAAUGCGCUGGUCAACAUGUAUGGGAAGUGCGGCAGCCUGGCUCUCGCGAGAGAGGUCUUCGAUGGGAUGGAUCACAGGGAUGUUAUAUCCUGGAACGCGGUCAUCACGGCAUAUGCCCAGGCUGGUCAUUGCAAAGAGGCCAUGGAACUCUUCCAGGCGAUGCAAGAAGAUGGAAGAAUCGAGCCAGACAGCGUCACCUUCGUGGCUGUUGUAAGCGCGUGCUGCGAUCCGUCGGCGCUGGAAGCUGCGAACAGGAUUUUUGCGCUGGUUGAGGAGAGAGGCCUGCUCGAUUCGGACGUAGUUCUGGGCAACGCUCUCGUCAACAUGUAUAGCAAGUGUGGGAGCUUGAAGUCCGCCACCAUGGUGUUCGAGAGAAUGAAGAUCCGAGACGUGGUUUCGUGGAACGCGAUCAUCUCAGCGCUUGCAAGGCACGAUCGAAAGGAUAUCGCGAUGCAGCGCUUUCGGGAAAUGCAGCUAGAGGGGCUCUCUCCGGUUAAAGUCACGAUGGUCACGGCGUUGAGCGCUUGCAGCAGCAUAGCAGCAUGCAAGAGGCUAGGCUCUUGGAUCAUGGAGCGUGGUUUUGCGGCAGACACCAUUGUGGAGAAUGCUCUCAUCAACGCUUAUGGCAAGUGUGGAGGCUUGAGAAACGCUCGAGAGCUCUUCGACAGCUUCAAGAUGAGAGACGUGAUUUCCUGGAACACUAUGAUAGCUGCUUACGUGCAGCAUGGGCAGCACUCGCAGGCUCUGCGGCUCUACCAGCAAAUGGAGAUGGACGAAACAGUUCAUAGCAACAAGUCUACUCUUGUGAUAGCUCUUGGUGCGUGCCUGGCUCCAGACGCUCUCGCGCAAGGUAAACUCAUCCAUUCUCGCUUGCGUGGCUUUGGAUACGACUCUGAUGUCUUUGUUGCAAAUGCGCUUGUCAACAUGUACAGCAAGUGUGGGAGCCUUGACGAUGCCAAGUCUGUUUUCAACGAGGCGGCUCAAACAGACGCUGUGAGUUGGAACGUCAUGACGGCGGCUUACGUCCAGCACAGUCGCAACGAAGAUGCCAUUCAACUGUUUAGAAGCAUGCUGCUGAAAAGCUCUUUGCCGGACAGGAUAACCUUCGCUACUGUCCUCGGAGCGUGUGCCGGUCCUGCAGCUCUUCCACAGGGUAAGACGAUUCAUUCCUGUGCUUUUGAGAGUGGACUCGAGUCUGACGAUAUCGUGGGAAAUGCUCUUUUGAUCAUGUACAGUAGGUGCCAAAGCGUUCACGACGCGGUCACGAUCUUUGAGAAGAUGGAUCGACCAGCUAUAGUCGUGUGGAAUACGAUGAUUGAGACGUACAUUCAACACAAAAUGUUCAACGAAGCAAGGAUGCUGUUCUUUGAGAUGGAUGAGCGGGACGUUGCGUCUUGGAACGGUGCAAUUGGAGCAUGCACUGAAGAACACUGUUACGAGGAGGCAUUUCAGCUCUUUCACGAAAUGCAGCUGCAAGGCUUCGCUGCAAACAAGAGCACCUAUCUUACGCUACUUAGCUCCUGCGACAGCCAAAGUCCGAAGUGGCUCUCACGGACGAAAUUGGUGCAUCAUCGAAUCCAUUCGAGCGGCUUUGAGUCGGAAGAAGCUGUUGGCAGUGCUCUUGUGAAGGCAUACAGCAGGUGCGCCAGCAUAGAUGAAGCCAGGAGAGUUUUCGAUUCUAUAUUACAGAAGGACGUAGUGCUGUGGACCACGAUGAUCUCGGUUUAUGCUCAAGACGGAUACAGCGAAGCGGCUCUCGAGCUCUUCCAGCAAAUGGAGAAAGAAGAAGCAUUACUUCCGGACGGUUUCACGCUCGCCUCGGCCUUGGCGGCUUGCACAGGUCCGGAAAUGCUGGAAGAAGGCAGAGAGAUCCAUGCUCUGGUUAUCGAGCGCGGCUGUGAGUCGGAACUUGUGGUCGGGAAUGCUCUCGUGAGCAUGUACGCGAACUGCGGAACUCUACAAGACGCUCUGGAGUGCUUCCAGAAGAUGGCCCAACGCAACGUCGUGUCCUGGAAUGCGAUGAUCGCAGCCUACGUCCACCACAACUGCGACAAGGAGGCCUUCCGGAUCUUCUAUCAGAUGCAGCUGGAAGGAGUGCAGCCGAACAGCGUGACUUUCGUCACCUUUCUUAGCACCUGCUCGACUCCGGCAGCGUUUGAAGACGGUCUAAUACGUGCUCUGGAAGUCGAGAAGCGAGUGGAGUCCCUUGAUGCUCUCGUCGGGAACGCGCUUCUUCACACCUAUGCCAAGCUUGGAAAGCUGGACGAGGUACAGAGAGUGUUCCAGAGAAUGGAGAAGCAGCGGGACGAUGUGGUGACUUGGAACGCAGUGAUUGAAGGCAGCGUCCGGAAUGGCGAGUUUCGAAACGCUCUGGAGCUGUUCGAGCGUAUGCAGCUCCAAGGUACGGCUCCAAACAGCGCCACCUUCAGCACCAUACUCACCACCUGCGCAACUCCACGGCUCCUGGACCGAGCCAAGCAGCUUCACAGCAUCAUUCGAGAGUCCGGCCUGGAAGCGGACGUGUCAGUCGGAAACGCCGCCGUUCACAUGUUUGCCAAGUGCUGGAGCCUCGACGACGCGCUCGCGGCCUUCCAGAGGAUGCCUCAGAAGAACUUGGGAAGCUGGAACGGACUCUUGGGAGCCUACAUUCACGUCGGGCGCCUCGCAGAUACUCGCAAGCUGUUCGAGGAGAUGGAGGAGCGGGACGUGAUCACCUGGAACAUGAUACUUGGAGCCUACGUCGAGCGAGACAUGGCCAAGGAAGCAGUGAGGCUCUUCCGCCGGAUGAUAGCCGAGGGGACGGAACCAAACAGCAUCACCUGGACGACGAUGCUGGGAGCUUGCGCUGGCGAGGCCUCGCUCGCCGAGGGACGAAGGGUCCACGAGCUCAUAGCGGAGAGAGGGGCCGACUCGGAGCUCUUCGUCGGGAACGCGCUGGUGGACAUGUUUGGGAAGUGCGCGAGCUUGGGUGGAGCUCGGCAGGCAUUUGAGAGGAUCCGCGCCAAGGACGCCAGCAGCUGGAACGUCCUGGUGGCGGCACUGGCGCAAAACGGCGACGCCGAGGAGGCUCUCAAGCAGUUCUUGCGGAUGCAGCGAGAAGGGAUCAAGCCAACCGACGUGACUUUCAUCGUCGUCUUCUGGGCUUGCAGCCACGCGGGCAGGCUGGAGCAGGCCAAGACCAUCUUCGCGUCACUGCGGCACGACUACGGCAUAGCUCCGCUGCCCAGCCACUACAGCGGCAUGACGGAUCUCCUGGGACGCGCUGGCUUCCUGGACGAGGCGGAGGAGGUGAUCAAGAGGAUCCCGUUCAGCCGGGACGAGCUCCCCUGGAUGACGCUGCUCUCCGCGUGUAAAGUCCACGGCGAUGUGGAGCGUGGGAGAAAGGUGGCGGGCCAAGUCUUGCGGUGGAAUCCGGGUGAUUCGGCAGCGGGGGUGGCGCUUUCCAAUAUAUUCGCAGGAGCCGACGCAGUUCCAUGACUUGGCCUUGGUGAUCG